Messenger RNA from Chenopodium quinoa (quinoa), 2529 nucleotides. Its product is annotated as long chain acyl-CoA synthetase 4-like. The coding region runs from base 206 to 2185 and encodes 659 amino acids. Gene Ontology annotation, biological process: fatty acid metabolic process. Gene Ontology annotation, molecular function: long-chain fatty acid-CoA ligase activity. The transcript has 19 exons. NCBI's taxonomy places the organism in Eukaryota, Viridiplantae, Streptophyta, Magnoliopsida, Caryophyllales, Amaranthaceae. Gene Ontology annotation, cellular component: membrane; endoplasmic reticulum. The record is from RefSeq and is a predicted model, not a curated record.
AUACAACCAAGUCAUUAUUAUAAUUUUUUAAAAGCAGAACUCAAAACACAGAGUUUUGUGGUCCUCUCUCUCAUAAUUUCUCUGGUUAUCGCAACUGUUGACACCAAAACUUAUACACCGCAUUUCUCAACUUCUUCUAUUACUCUUUAAAUCAGUUUCCUUCUUUUAGAGGAGAGAGAAAACCAGAACUUCCAAGCUCUCAACAAUGGCGGAAACUAAGAAAUACAUCUACGAGAUCGAAUCCUCGAAGCCUCAACAAGAAGGUAAACCUUCCGUUGGACCUGUUUAUCGCAGUAUUUUCGCUAAAAAUGGAUUUCCUCAACCUCCUCCUGGUAUGGAGACUUGCUGGGAUAUCUUUAGUAUGUCUGUGGAGAAAUACCCUAAUAAUCCAAUGCUUGGUCAUCGUAAGAUUGUGGAUGGAAAGGCCGGAGAUUAUGUAUGGCUUACUUACAAGGAGGUUUAUGACAUUGUCAUGAAAGUGGGAAACUCAAUUCGUCAUUGUGGCGUCGGAGAGGGAAACCGCUGUGGUAUCUAUGGAGCAAACUGUGCAGAGUGGAUCAUGAGCAUGCAGGCCUGCAACGCCCAUGGAAUCCGCUGUGUUCCUUUGUAUGACACUUUAGGGUCGGGUGCUGUGGAAUAUAUCAUUUGCCAUGCAGAAGUUUCAAUUGUGUUUGUUGAAGAAAAAAAGAUUUCUGAGCUGAUUAAAGCUUUGCCAAACACAACGAAUUACUUGAAAACUUUGGUUAGCUUUGGGAAGAUCACACCUACGCAGAAAGAAGAAGUUGAAAAACUUGGUUUGCAGAUUUAUAGUUGGGAUGACUUUUUGCAAUUGGGUGGUGAUAAAAAUUAUGAACUGGCAAAGAAGAGCAAGAGUGAUAUCUGCACAAUAAUGUAUACUAGUGGAACAACUGGUGAACCAAAGGGUGUACUUAUAUCAAAUGAAAGUAUUAUUACUUUAAUCGCUGGCAUCAACUGCCUUUUAGAAAAUGUGAAUGAACAGUUGGGACCAGAUGAUGUGUAUCUGUCAUACUUGCCUUUGGCUCAUAUUUUUGAUCGAGUGAUUGAGGAAGCCUUUAUCUCUCAUGGUGCACGAAUAGGAUUCUGGAGAGGGGAUGUCAAGUUAUUGCUUGAGGAUAUUGGAGCCUUAAAGCCAACAGUUUUCUGUGCUGUUCCUCGUGUAUUAGAGAGAAUCUAUUCAGGCUUGCAAGAGAAACUUCGUGCUGGUGGUUUGUUGAAACGUACACUUUUUGGUUUUGCAUACUCACGAAAAUUGAAUAACAUGAAGAAGGGUGCCAAGCAUUCAGAGGCUUCUCCAAUGUUCGAUAAACUUGUUUUCAGUAAGGUUAAGGAAGGCUUGGGGGGGAAAGUGAGACUAAUACUAUCUGGAGCCGCUCCACUAGCUAGUCACGUGGAAACAUUUUUGCGGGUUGUUGCAUGCUGUUAUGUUUUACAAGGAUAUGGUUUGACUGAAACUUGUGCGGGUACAUUUGUUUCACUGCCAAAUGAGCUUCAGAUGAUUGGGACAGUUGGCCCUCCACUGGCAAAUGUGGAUGUAUGCCUUGAGUCUGUCCCUGAGAUGGGAUAUGAUGCUCUUGCUAACACGCCACGUGGAGAAAUAUGUGUUAGGGGAAAAACUCUCUUCUCAGGCUACCACAAACGAGAAGACCUCACGAAGGAAGUCUUGAUUGACGGAUGGUUCCACACAGGUGAUGUUGGAGAAUGGCAACCAGAUGGAAGUCUGAAAAUCAUUGACCGUAAAAAGAACAUUUUUAAGCUUUCACAAGGGGAGUAUGUUGCAGUUGAGAACUUGGAGAACAUAUAUGGCCUUUGUUCUGCCGUUGACUCGAUAUGGAUCUAUGGGAAUAGUUUUCAAUCAUUCCUUGUUGCAGUUGCUAAUCCCAACCAGGGUGCACUUACACGUUGGGCUGAAGCCAAUGAGAUAAAUGGGGAUUUCAACGCUCUGUGCGAAAAUCCCAAGGCAAAGGAAUUCAUACUGGAAGAGCUCAAGAAGAUUGGAAAAGAGAAGAAGCUAAAAGGCUUUGAGUUUAUCAAAGCUAUUCAUCUGGACCCGGUGCCCUUUGACCUUGAGCGCGACCUUCUCACCCCAACAUUUAAAAAGAAGAGGCCGCAGAUGCUUAAAUACUAUCAAAGUAUUAUCGAUGACAUGUACAAGACUUCAAGUUAACAAAGUGUUUGAAGACCUGCUCAUCACUAUUUAUGUAGCUCACUUUGUGCUUCUUGUUUUUGUCUCUUGAUCCCUUGUACAUUUAUGCUCACCUACAGUUGAUAAAAUUACAGGUUACAGUUGCAAUAGUGGAAAUCGAAUUGAAUGUUUGGAGUCUUUUUCCUGAUGUUUUUAUAUAAGAAAAUAUGAAGUCAUUUAUCUACACAUUAUAUAUGUGAAAUUUACAUCCUUAUUAUUUUAAGGGUCAGAUAAACAUCUGACCAUUUGUGGUACUACUUGUAAUGUCUGACCAGCAGACUCACAAUACACUUAAAAAUUAAUGUAUAUCCUCCCUUGAAUAAUCA